Messenger RNA from Tribolium madens (black flour beetle), 1216 nucleotides. RefSeq names its product zinc finger protein 2-like. The transcript has 3 exons. NCBI's taxonomy places the organism in Eukaryota, Metazoa, Arthropoda, Insecta, Coleoptera, Tenebrionidae. The record is from RefSeq and is a predicted model, not a curated record. The coding region runs from base 472 to 1128 and encodes 218 amino acids. Gene Ontology annotation, biological process: regulation of transcription by RNA polymerase II. Gene Ontology annotation, molecular function: DNA-binding transcription factor activity, RNA polymerase II-specific; RNA polymerase II cis-regulatory region sequence-specific DNA binding.
GGGCAUAAAAGAAGAAAAAAUAAAAGAAAUAUUUACUGUGAAUCUUUCUCUAAAUAAAGCAUCUCUGCAUGCAAUAAAAUUUUCAAUUUAUAACUGUAAUAACACGUUUUUAUACCUUCGGCAUCCAGCAUCCUGACUCUGUUGACGUCAAUAUCAUCCAGUUAUAUAAGUAUGUAUCUCGUUGUUUUGACAAAACUUCCGACUAAUUGUGAUGAAUCGGUUUAACUCUUUCAACGUGCCCAAUUUUAAAAUCCGUCAACGAAUUUGAGUGAAAUUUAUUUCCAAUCGAUCAAAAAUGUCACAAGAUUCGUAAGCACUUCCACUGUUCCAAAUUAAAUUUAAAAUGGGUAGAUUUACGUCGCGUCAACGAAGAAAAGGGUGUAUAUAGAGUUGUCAUCUGUGAUUACCUGAGACAAAAUUACAACAAAAUCCUACCACAAAUGGGUCGGAUUAACGAGACAACCGUGCAAAAUGUUAGCAAUUGUGUCUCAAGUGUCCUUAAGUGUCGAGAUGUGCCCUUCCUGCAAUAACGAAACCAACACUAAGUGUCCUAAAAUAUUCAGACCAUGGGAUACCUAUCAAGAAUCCUCCUCAUCGUCCUCGCAAUUAAAACAGGAAAAAUCGGGAUUUCGGCCAGUCGAUCCUAGUCAUUUUUUACCUUCUUACAACGACCCCGCGCUUUUGGAAACCCUCGCCACUGGAUACGCUUUAGAGGAGUACGCCAGAGUUUUAAAUCAAGAACACCAAGUAAAAAUCCUGAAUGCUCGUAAACAACGACCAAAGAAAUACAAGUGUCCGCAUUGCGACGUCGGAUUUUCUAAUAAUGGCCAACUGAAAGGACAUAUCAGGAUACACACAGGCGAACGCCCUUUCAAAUGCGACGAGAAGGAUUGCGGGAAGACUUUUACGAGAAACGAGGAAUUGACGAGACACAAAAGGAUACACAGCGGACUUCGUCCUUUUCCUUGUACCCAUUGUGGUAAGCGAUUCGGGAGAAAGGACCACCUUAAGAAGCACUCGAGGACGCAUUUCCAGCCGAGAGGGGUCUACGCCGUGCCCGUUAUGCUCCCGUUCGACGCCUGGGCCUCUGCGACUUAUCCCUACGUGCCCUCCAUGUACGGGUUCUGAAUUCGACUGUGAUGUAAAUAGUUUUUGUAUAUUUUUGUAAAUUUUGUGAAAGAGAAACUAUUUUAAUAAAGUGACACAAAUGCGAUUU